Spodoptera frugiperda (fall armyworm) is the source of this 3902-nucleotide messenger RNA. It is a transcript of the gene hh, whose product is annotated as desert hedgehog protein B. The record is from RefSeq and is a predicted model, not a curated record. The coding region runs from base 182 to 1471 and encodes 429 amino acids. Gene Ontology annotation, molecular function: calcium ion binding; patched binding. The transcript is spliced from 4 exons. NCBI's taxonomy places the organism in Eukaryota, Metazoa, Arthropoda, Insecta, Lepidoptera, Noctuidae. Gene Ontology annotation, biological process: protein autoprocessing; multicellular organism development; intein-mediated protein splicing.
UUAGAUUAGGUAUGUUAGGGUAGUUGAUAAAAAUAUUGACAUUUAUGCAUGCGUGUAAGAUUGAAUGACAGUGUGCGUUACUCGUAUGUGACAAUCAGUUUUCCUGAAGCAAUAGCGAACUGUAAAUGCGUAGCGGUGCGGGUAGCGGAGGCGUGCGAGCGCGCUCGGUGGUGGUGGCGGCAUGGGCGGUGAGCAAGGGAUGCAGCCCGGCUCGGUGGUGCACGGACGAUCGGAUCGGGCUGCGGCUGCCGGCUCUCAGUGUCGCUCAGAUCGCGGCGCGCGUUGGUCGUGCGUCGAGCGCGUGUGGAGUGAUGUCUGCGAGAUGAGGCUGUCGCUGGUGCUACUGUGGCUGGGCGCGGCGGCGGCAUGCGGCCCGAGCCGCGGCUACACCCGCCGUCAGGGCGCGCGCCGCAUCUCACCCUUGGUCUUCGGGCAGCACGACCCCAACAUUGGUGAGAACAGGAAUACCGCCAGUGGACCUCCUGAGGGUCGCAUCACCAGAGACGACGAGAGGUUUAAAGACUUAGUGCCGAAUUAUAAUCCGGACAUCGACUUUAGGGAUGAUGAGGGGACUGGUGCUGAUCGCCUCAUGACACAGAGAUGCAAAGAGAAGCUGAACACGCUGGCGAUCAGCGUGAUGAACCAGUGGCCCGGAGUGCGGCUGCGUGUCAUCGAAGGAUGGGACGAGGAGAACUCGCAUCUAGAAAACUCUCUGCACUACGAGGGCCGCGCGGUCGACCUCACCACCAGUGACCGCGACCACUCCAAGUACGGCAUGCUCGCGAGGCUUGCAGUGGAAGCCGGCUUCGACUGGGUCUACUAUGAGAGUCGAUCGUACAUACACUGCUCCGUCAAGACAGAGUCUUCCGUGGGAACCGGUGCAGGUUGUUUCCCUGAAGGUGCCAUGGUGUAUACAGAGAAAGGUCCUCGCGAUAUCACAACAAUACGAAUAGGAGAUAAAGUGCUGUCCGCUUCAGACGACGGCAAAAUGAUUUAUUCUGAGGUAUUAACUUUCAUCGAUCGCGAUCCAAAUGCCACACGGCAGUUCAUUGAAGUGACAGCAGAGAACGGUGUGACGAUCACGACUACACCGUCGCAUCUACUGCUGCUAGCGGCGGCCGACGGCUGGCGGGAGUCGUUCGCGGCUAAUGUCGAGAUCGGGGACGUACUCCUGACGAGAGGACCGGCCGACGUUAUGCGGCCGUCCAGGGUCGUGAAGACCCGUAUGUUGUCGAAGCGCGGAGUGUACGCGCCUCUGACAAGGACUGGUACGAUCAUAGUGGACGACGCCUUGGCGUCCUGCUACGCGCUGGUCCGGAGCCACUCGCUGGCGCACGCGGCGAUGGCUCCGCUCCGGUGGAUGGCGCGGUGGAGCGGCUCCAGCGAGCUGCCGCGCGGCGUGCACUGGUACGCGAGCGCUCUCUACUCGUUCGGGGACUUCGUGCUACCGACCUCGUAUAGGUAUCGCUAGCGCAGUGAGUGAGUGCGGACAAUAUGUGGUCGGUGUGAGAAUAAACCGCGCGCGGGACGUGCACAAGGACACUGUUGUAAAUAUCGAUCGUGUAAAUAGUAGAGUGAGUAUGACAGACUACGAUAUGUAAAUACUUGGGUCGCGAACAUUAAAAUGUUUGAUAUUAUAUGUAUACGCUCGUCGUUAGCGGGCUUUACUUACCCUCGUUGGAAUUUAUUUAUUAAGUAAUUUAAGAAACUUUUUGCAAAUUUUGCAUAUUAUUUAGUUAACUUACGAAUAUUUUUGUAAAUUGUAUCGGUAUUGUUAUUCUGCACAAUGCAGAAAUACUUAAAUGUAUGCGCUUAUGUUAUUUUAAGUUACUGUAUAAAGAUUAGGAAUAAAAUUAAUUCACUUCUUUAGCAAAUCCGAAGAAAAAUAUUUGUGUAAUCACGGGUUUUGAUUGCAACAGUGCAGUGUUCGUACUUUCAGUACGAGGUUCAGCUGUAACCAGACAUUCCAUAACUCUAAUCUUUCAUCUACUUACACACGUUAGAAAUGAUGAAAUUGUGAUCUUGGUACCUAAAAACGUGCCUUAAGAUUUUAUUUAUUGUUAUUUAUAAGCUAGGUGUCUAUUUAUGAAUUGACGAAAGUAUUUAGGUCUAACUUAUUCUAUUAUGUCCGAUACCGUCUUUAUUUCUAAGCAACUAUUUAUUUAAUACUCUUAAUAAUCUUCCAAGUUUUCUUUCAACGCUUGACAUCGUUUAUUGUUCGCUUUAAUUUCGAAGUAUCUUUGUUGUUUCUCUAACAAUGCAUGACUUGAUGAUAGUACUAACACUCGCGCGUGUCCUGCGGAUGCGACACGACAUGCGGCUACUUUUAUAGAUCACUUGUUAGAUCUUGAACUGAAGUAUGGGUUCCUAUAGAUUGAAUUUAGUGGAAUGUUGUAAGACUUGUGAGUGCAACAAUAAUUUUUAGAAAUAAUUUCUUAGGACAAAAUUGUUUGAAUUAUAUUUAUUAUAUGAAACAUUCACAUCUGUGCUAAUUGCUAAUUGAUUGAUGUCAGCGAUAAACAUUAACUAAACUUCUAAGUUAUAAAAUAGUAAUUAGUGCUUAUGUAGACUUUACUAACAAAUUUUAUAGGUACAUACAUAAAUCGGAAAGCUUUAACUAAUAUUUGGACAAUACAUUUAUGCCAUAUUAAUAUAACUUAGUUUAAAAAACUAAAUGCUAUACAGUGGGUGUAACAGUGUCGCCCUUUUCAGUGUACAUCAGUGGAGAGUUUUAUUUAUAGUUUGAUAUCAUAAUAUGUUGACAGUCACCGUAGAAUUAAUUACUUAUGUAUGUGUAGAUCCAUCGAAGUUCUUUUUGUUUGCCAAGAUAUUACUAUUCAAACACUUAUCUUUUUCGAUACGGUCUAGCAGAUAAAUGGGAAUAAAGUUACAAAGAAUAGGCAACAAUGGUUAAUUACAAAGCAGAAAUGAUAAGAACAAACAGUCACUCUUGAAGUUGUAUGUCACUCUGACGUCAAACCGAAGGUCGAUAGUUCGUCGUAGUGCGAAUAUUUUAAUCAAACAUUGCCUUAGUUGUGCCUUAACGUUGCCGUUAUUUGCGUAACAUGCCUAUACCAACACAUAAUGAGUUAAACGAGUAUAUAAGUGCUAUUUCAUUAUUUGAUUACUAUGUUAACUAGGGAAUGGAAUUUGUUACAUUAUGUUGUUCAAUGUAAACUAACGGAGCCUUAUUUCAAAUAGUAUAAAUCCACAUUUAUCUAAUGAAGUAUUCCUGACUUUUUAAUCAUGUUGAAAAUAUAUCUAUUAAGAAAACAACUGUUUUGCAAAUCGUUACUUGUAUUGAAUCAAUAAUUAAGAUAUUCCCUACAAUACAUAAUUGUAUGACAUCAUUUGUAUUUGUAUAUUUAUUUACAUUUUUGUCUGAUAUGAGAACAGUUCCAGAGUAUGAUAGAAAGUUGUUGAACUGUUAUUUUGCUGUUCAGCCUAGUACCAGAAUAAAAAGCUUGUAAAAAGGCAAUAAGAUUAACGAUAACUCAAGGAUUAUAAACAACAGUUUGGAGUAUCUUUUCCGUCAAAAUGUUUAAUAAUUACAUGUAACUAUAACCAGUGCUUUACUUAUGUGCUAUUUCUGUGCUUCCAAUACGGUGCGUAGGAAACUCUAGUAAAUAUGUAUUGUAUCCAUAAAAUAAGUGAAAAACCAAUGUAUGAUACAACGAUACGUAAUUAUACUUUUACACUAUUUAUUUAUUGACGUUAUAUUUGUAUUAAUAUAUAAAAAAUGGCGUUCAGUCUCCACGUGUUGGUUAGUGAGGGGACUAAUGAUGUUUCAGAGCUUCUUGUAAAGAAAGUUAAUGUUGAGGACAUUAUUUGAUGUACCACUGUCGUGUUAUCAAAAUGUAUUAUAAUAUCAAAAUAAAUAAAAUGUUGGCUUUGUGGACAUA